CAAGCACGGCACUCUGGGACAUACUGUGACCUCCAAGUGUCCUUGUCCACCUCAUCAUCGUAACAAAAAGAUGUUCCUCUGCAAAGGAGACCAGAGCAGCACGUCUUACAUAUUCACGCUGACUGCACAAUGUUCACAGCAUGAUGAUACAAAUGUAGACUAAACUACUAAUACUGUAGUUUACAAAGCCGAAAAUCUAACAACCAAAAUGGAUAUAUGGUUUUUAUUUUUUGCAUUAAUUCCAUUUUCUUAGACUUGGUAUGUUGCUUGUUGCAGAGAAAGAGCAGAAUGUUAUGUUAGAAAAGCCCAAAAUGGAAGGUGAGAUGGGGAAAUGAAACUGGAUUAGUGGCAGAGUUCACAGAAACACAUUCUCGCCUUCAUAUGUGGCGUGUUCAUAUUUAAUGUCUUCUCUACUCCAAAAACGCAGUCUAAAGAGUUCCCCUUAAUGUGACCAAAGUCGCCACUUAAUUUGCUGUCGAUUUGAAGAAAUGCAACCGAUCAACCUAAAAAAAAAAAACAUGUUUGAUUGAGCUGGUUUUAAGAUUUUACUUAAACAGACUGAAGUUCCUCUGAUUCAAAAAAACAAGCUUAUCAGUGAAAAGUGGACUUAAAGUCAAAUUCAUUCUUUUAAUCCAUUUAGAUGAAAAAUCUAGUAAUUAAAAAUCCCUCAGUAAAGUUCACUCAGUUACUGAUGUAUCUAAUGUGCAGUGUUUGCUCAGUAAACACAUAAUCCAGCUUAUUUUAUGCUACAUCCCAUAGGUCCAAGUUAGCAUCUGCAGAUUAGCAGAGUAUGGAAACCAAGGAGAACGUGAUUCCAUCACUGGGUCAAAGGUCACUAAGGUAGGGGCACCAACAUGGAUGAGAUUUGACCUGUGAUCCUAAAGGCUCUGGAGACGGAGAGCAAAGAAAUGAGGGAGCCUCUGCUGUAUCUUAUCAAGGUUGGACUAAAAGAAAGUUUUCCACUCUGAGGUAAAAACGCAUAAAUUAAUAAAAAAUAAAUUUGAAAGAAAUCCAGCCACGAAAUUUGUCAUGCGCAUAUGGAGCCACAUAUGACUUUCACAUGAAUAGAGCGCUCAUGUUCUCUGUUUACAUGCACAUUGGGGCUGUUUUAGCAGCGUGGGAGCAGAUAAUUGGGUCAAUAAUAUUCUGAAAAACCAAUUUUGCUGCAACCUGCCGUUUUUUAAUGUUGGCCUUUUUUCACACUUUGUUGGAAAAUCUGAUGUAUUAACUUGACAUGUUAAAAAAAAAACAGAGCUGGACUGUAUUGCAGUGUGGUCCAUGCUAGAAAAAAUUAACAUAGCGUUGCAUAUAAAAACUCUAAAUUUGAUGGUGGUGUUGUAUUUUAACUUGGAAAAAACAGUUUCGAAUGAUAAUUGUGCCUCUUUUGAUAGGUUUAUCAUUUUUGUGAGGCAGCAAAGUGGAUAAAGUUUCUGUUCUUCUAUGUCUAUGUUUGGACACAAAUGAGCAGAGCUAACCUCAGGAAGCCCAGUGGUUUCCUCAAAAUAUUUCUAAGAGAAGAGUAACUUUGCUUCUGCUUUAGUUUGUCUGUUGCCUUGAGGAACAGAAAGAUGUGGAGCCUUUAUAACUUGAUCCUCAUGUGCACUGCUGUGAGUUGUGUGACCGGUGAUGUAAUCCCCGUGUUCGGAUAUGAGGGCAGCGCUGCAAAGGUUCCCUGUCCAUAUGGUCCAGGAUAUGAGGAUUAUGAAAAGUACCUGUGCAAGAACGACUGCAGAGACGAUGAUGACGUUCUUAUUAAAUCAAAAGGAAAUAACAACAAAUACUCAACCGACGAUGACAAAAGAGCGAGAACUUUCACAGUGACCAUCUCUGACCUUCGUCUAGAUGAAGCUGGAAAAUACUGGUGUGGAGUGACCAGAGACUUAACAGAUAUAUACAAGGAAGUAAAGCUGAACAUAAGACCAGACAGAUGCUGCGACACGGUGAACAACAUCCAAGGUAACGAAGACGGUUCAGUGACCAUCAGCUGUCCGUACGACUCUCAGUCUGUCAACAAGCUGAAGUUCUUCUGCAGAGGAAACCGGCCCUCCACAUGUCUACAGCAGGCAGUGAUCACCUCUAGCAACACACAAGAUGGACGAUUCAGACUCUCUGAUGACAGGAAGUCAGGAAUAUUCACAGUGACCAUUUCCAGUCUGACCCUGAAGGAUUCUGGGUCGUAUCUUUGUGGAGUCCAGAGAAACUCAGGAUUUGAUGUUUUCUCUGCUGUUGACCUGGAGGUCAAAGAGUGGUGCUGCGUGGAGUCAAAGAACUUGAGUGGCAUUGCGGGACGUGCGGUAACCUUCCAGUGUCCUUAUCCACCUCAUCAUCGUAACAAUACGACGUUCCUCUGCAAAGGAGCGCAGCGCAGCGACUGCACAUACAUGACUUAUCAAGGCAGAUUCACACUGCAUAAUGUUAACGCCGCCUUUUUUUCUGUGGUGAUCACAAAACUUGAAGCAGAGGAUUCUGGGACGUACUGGUGUAGAUCAGACCCAGAGUGGAUUGUUGGAAACUACACCCAGUUUCAUCUGACUGUAGAGGAAGAAGAACAGCGUGGUUUGUCCAUAAUAGAAGCUCAGUACUGGCUUUUCGCCGGGCUCCCCGUUCUGCUGCUGAUACUGAUAAUCAUCCUGGUCAAAGUUUGCAGGACCAAACGUCGCCAGUUGAAUGAAGCAGCAGUCGACAUGAUCGCAAGCAAACUGGAGGCAGCAGAUGCACAAGACGUGACGAGUGGGGAAGACAUUUACAAAAAUGAUGAUGUUGCUGCGAUGUUCAGGCAGCAGAAGAGGACGCAGCAGCGCACACAUGUCCUCCCUGGAACUGCAGACGAAGACCAAGUAAUCUACGAAAACAACCCGACUGAGCAGAUCUACCUCAACCAUUUCAUUUAAACCAAGGGAGAUGAAGGGUUGGCAAAGCCAGCUCUUUGUUAAAAGACAAAUAAUUAUUUCCACAGAAAACUAGAAAAUGUUGUCUGCGUUAAAUCGUCAUCUCACUUCUGGUGGGAGUUUGAACUUUAGCUUUAAAUGUUUAUCUCACUGCAUAUUUUUGCUUUGCGCUGUAUUAAUGAAACCUGUUGGACAU
Poecilia latipinna (sailfin molly) is the source of this 3084-nucleotide messenger RNA. RefSeq names its product polymeric immunoglobulin receptor-like. The record is from RefSeq and is a predicted model, not a curated record. NCBI's taxonomy places the organism in Eukaryota, Metazoa, Chordata, Actinopteri, Cyprinodontiformes, Poeciliidae. Gene Ontology annotation, cellular component: plasma membrane. Bases 1569 to 2891 code for a protein of 440 amino acids. Gene Ontology annotation, molecular function: transmembrane signaling receptor activity. The transcript has 8 exons.